AAAAAAGUCUAAACCUUAGACCGUUGAAAAAAAAAACAUAAACGCUGAACCUUGACUCCUUGAGAAUGAGUGUAGAAAAUAAUCUGGGUGAGGUGAAGUAGGUAGCAGAAGGCGAUGAGAAAUGAAAUGAAUUCACAAACAAGAAAAUUGAUGUGACAAAAUCAAAACCACAAGACAGACAAGAAAAUGGUGUUGAACACUCAGGUUGUUGUUCGAGUUGCACGUGUGUCUGCACAAACGUGGCAAUGGUUGUCUUGCAUUCAUGAUCCAAUAAACAGUGAUCAGCUUUUGGAUCUUCUUUUUUGUUUCCCUCUUCAUCAACUUGGUCGUCUUACUCUUUGUCUUUGUUCUUUCUUCUGUCUUCCUCAACCUUAUUCCUUUUACUCUUCUUAUCUUCUUUCUGACUCUCAGUUUGAUUCUGAUUCUGAUUCUGAUGAUGCUUCUGGUUCUUCAACCUCUACUCUUCAUCUUGAACAUGAUUAUUAUUAUCACUCCCAUUCUGAUUGAAUUUGCCUGCUAAUUAUCCUCAUGAAGUGAUGUGACAUUUGGAUGAUGGACACAACACAAGUGAUCCCCAAUUGCAUUAUCUGAUAUUUCAUUCUAUCCAAUAUCUUCUUUCUAAUGGAUGACAUUGAGAACUCUGGUGUUUUUAAACUGCCUCCAUUGUAUAAAAGCAUCUUUUACUCUGAUUCUUGUAGGUGAUCAAUUUUAUAUCCUUGUAAAGAGCAAUUUGUGAGUCUGUCAAUAAAUUACAAUGUGCUGAGCGGUGAUAUAAAUUACUUUUAUUCAGAAACUUUGUAUACUACUUCAAUUUCAUCACAUAUUUAUGAAA
Messenger RNA from Medicago truncatula (barrel medic), 832 nucleotides. RefSeq lists its product as uncharacterized. Lineage: Eukaryota; Viridiplantae; Streptophyta; Magnoliopsida; Fabales; Fabaceae. The record is from RefSeq and is a predicted model, not a curated record. The transcript is spliced from 2 exons. Bases 187 to 507 code for a protein of 106 amino acids.